Molecule: messenger RNA, 2184 nt
Organism: Parasteatoda tepidariorum (common house spider)
Lineage: Eukaryota; Metazoa; Arthropoda; Arachnida; Araneae; Theridiidae
Source: RefSeq, a predicted model, not a curated record
UAUACUUUCAGAUUAACUUAUAUUGACAACAAUCUACUGUACUCUCUACUUUAAGUAAUUUCUCUCUCUAGUUUUAUAACCUUCAUUUUUAUUUUUUAAAGAAGAUUUGUUUUCAAAGUGCAAGUGUGUUUUGUUUUGUAUUGAAAUUUUUUGCUACAAUGGCUAGUGCCACUGAUGAAGUUGUGAUCAAAAAAGAAAUUGAAGAUACUGAAUCUCCUGAGCAAGUUGAUAACCAAGACUCCUCUCAGAAUCAGUCUGAACAGAGCUCUUCGGCGAAAGCUUCUAAAGUGUGGUUGGAAGAUGAGACAAGAUCUUUGAUUGCUUUAGCUAAACACUAUAUUCCAAAGUUUAAAGAUUCUAAUUACACAAAAAGGCAAUUGUUAGAGGAUAUAUCUAAUGAGCUCCAUCUCAUAGGAUAUGAUGCAACACUUGAACAUGUCCGUAAUAAAUUGAAAUAUUUACGCACAAAAUAUAGAAGUACAAUUGAAUAUAAUAAUAAGCAUGUUAUAAAAAGGACUAUGCCCUUCUCUGAAGAAUUGUCUGAUCUGUAUAGUUUAGAUUAUUUUGAUGAUCAAGAUUCUUUGAAUGCAUCAGAACUCAAUGGAAAUGGCAGCAGUGACCGCUUCAACAACACGAAUAGCAAGGCACAAAAGAAAUCAUCAAAAUCUGUACCUGCUUCUCAUGUUGAUUUAGGAACUGUUGUAACAACUAAGAAGAGGACUCAGUCUCAAAAAUCUUCCAGAUCACCUGCUAAGAAAAAAGCUACAGCAAAAAACCAGCGCUCCCAACCACUGUUUCAGUGUGGACUGUGUAUGCAGAAGUUUAGUACAUCAAAUGACAUGCACGGCCACGACUGCAAACAUGUUGGUAAGAUAACUGAGAAUAGCAAAAAGAAAUUGAACUCUUCUGCAGCAUCUACUGUUUUUCAUUGGAACAGUCUAAUAACUAUGCAUUUCUUGGAAUUAUUGAGGGAAUAUCAGCAUAGCAACAAAAACUCUAACUUCAGAAAGGGAAAUAUAUGGGAAAAUAUGAGUCUUCUAAUGAAGAGAAGAGGACAUACUAUAGAACCGAAGGAGUUGGAAAAGAAAUUCCACGUCCUUACUUCAGCUUUUGAGAAAACUAUGAAAUAUAACAAGACUCACAAGGACAAGAAAAAAUGUGCCUUUUUUAAAAGAUUAACUGAACUUUAUUCACACCCUUCAUCAUUCAAAUGUUUUAAAUCAUCAGGACCUUACAAAAUGACUGUAGAAGUGUCACCAUUUUCAUAUGCCACCAAGCGUGAACCCAGCACUGUCACAUCUAGAUCAUCCUCAUCUAAUUCAAACAACCAGCGAAAAGUUACUGACACUAAACAGGCACCCCCACAAAAUGGCACUUCCGAAAUACUUCAAUGGCUUCAAAAUACGUGGAACGAAUGGAAAGAAAUAGAGAAGAAACGGGAAGAAGUCAUGGCAAAGCGACAUAAUGAUUUGAUGGAAAUGUUAUCUUAUUUAAUUGACAGUAAUGGAGACAAUGCACAUUAGCAUUAAAAUAGUUUCUUCCCUUUUUUUUUACAUCAUUUUGUCCAUGUUUGUAUAUUUGUGUGUGUGAUGUGUGCAUCUAUAGAUGUCAUUCUGUUCAAGUGUUAUGAGAUUUUUACUUUGUUUCUCAUAAUAUCAUUUUUUUAAGGUUUUCUAGGAAUUAUGGACAAGCACAUUUUAUUAACUAUAUAUUUUUAUAAAUAAUGACUCAAUUAUUUUUUUCUUCCUUUUCUAAUCACAACUUCCUUUUCUUCCAAGAUCGAGCAAUGUUUCUACAAUAAAUGUAUUUUGUAAAUCAAAUCAAAACUUGUCUUUGACUUCAGUAAAUUUGACUUUAUGUUCGGUUUCUGAUAUUUGCAAAAGAUUUCAUUAAUAAUAAAUUUACUGAAAAGCUUAGUUGUAGUUAUUGCAGUAGGGAACCGAUUAUCCGGAAUGAUUGGGACCAUCGCUAUUCCGGAUAACUGAUUUUUCCGGUUUUCUGAAAAUCUACGAAAAGCCGUUCUUUUUAUUGUUAAACCCAACUAAAAAAAAAAAAAUUUGGAAAUAAUCUUAAAAAGAAGAAAAAACGAUGAAGUAAUACACUAAUGAUUAUUUCCAAAAUGAUGGUAAGGUAAAUAUCUUUCAAAAGAGAAAGAAAAAUCCUAAAAUCUUAUGAGGAAGAAAA